Messenger RNA from Xyrauchen texanus (razorback sucker), 2090 nucleotides. Its product is annotated as protein FAM219A-like. Bases 251 to 826 code for a protein of 191 amino acids. The record is from RefSeq and is a predicted model, not a curated record. The transcript has 6 exons. Lineage: Eukaryota; Metazoa; Chordata; Actinopteri; Cypriniformes; Catostomidae.
UCUGUGGUGUUGCUCGUGUCUCGAGACUGAUUUCUCCCGGAAGUGGGUGGUUAAAAAGUCGCCACACUCGGUCACUGCUGGCUAGCGAGCGAUGCUGCGAUGAAGGAGAGUCUCGACAUUAUUGGUGCUGACAAAUAUCCAACGACAUAUUUCUGAAUUAAUUUUUAAUUUUUAAGAAAUUUGUUGCGGUGUAUCCGCAGAAACCUCGCAUAAACUCUAACGGAAAAAGCCCAGACACCCCGCUGCCAAGAUGAUGGAAGAAAUUGACAGAUUUCAAGUGCCGACUGAGGCAGAGAUGCAGCCUUUUGAUCCAGCAACAUCAACUACAUCAGAGGCUGACUCAGAUACCAGGGAGAGUGAGCCUGCCACCCUAAACUAUAAACCUUCUCCCAUCCACAUGAAGAUAAACAAACAAAGAGAGCUUGUUAGAAAAGGAUCACUGAAAAAUGGCAAUGUUGGAAGCCCUGUCAAUCAACAACCCAAGAAAAAUAAUGUGAUGGCCAGAACAAGGCUAGUGGUUCCCAAUAAAGGCUACUCUUCUUUAGACCAGAGUCCAGAUGAGAAGCCUUUAGUUGCUCUGGACACAGACAGUGAUGACGACUUUGACAUGUCUAGAUAUUCCUCAUCAGGAUACUCGUCAGCCGAGGUGAGGUCUCUAAGGGAACAGCAGAUAAACCAGGACCUGAACAUUCAACUACUUAAAGAUGGUUAUAGGCUGGAUGAGAUCCCUGACGAUGAAGACUUGGACCUCAUACCUCCCAAAUCUGUCAACUCAACCUGCAUGUGCUGCCAAGCCACCUCCUCCACUGCUUGUCAAAUCCAGUAAACCCCCAUUUCUCUCCUCCCUUUGCUCCCUCUCUAUCUCUCCCUAUCUCUUUUCAUUAAUAGUCUCAGUCAAGACAUCUAAUCAAUAUUAAGGAGGGAAAUGUACAGUAAAUGUUAUGCUGAACAUUGUGUACAAGAAAUUGUGAACACACACAACAUAUUACAUGUACACACAUUUAGUCUAACAUAUGAUUAUUGACAUGACUACUAUUGGUUGCUUCCUCCUAUGGCAGGAUAUGCAAUGUUUGCUAAUAAGCUGGGAGAGUCUGCUCACUUGCAUCUCCUAUCCAGCAUUGUGUUAUAAGUGAACGUAGAACAAAUAAAGCAUUAAACUGGCUUUAAUUGUGAAUUUAAAAAAAAACAACAACCUGAUGUUACAGAGAGUUUGAAAUAGCUUAUCCACGGAAUUCUCUGCUUUCAUGUUUCACUCAUUGCAUUAACUUUGUUGUUACGGUACUUUUUGAUUUUGAUAUGGAACUGGUUGGAUGUUAAUAGUUAGUGGCUGCUACUGAGGCUACACUUGAGUUUGUUCCUGUUUUGCAUGUUGGUGCGUAUGUACUGCAGCACUAACAGCAGCCUUCUCUGGCAUGCACCUGAGCGUCACACUUUGUUUUGUUUACUCCAUUUAAAAGCUUGAUAUUUCACGCAUUUAUUUGUCACAUUUGAAUCUAGACUGGAUUACAGAUGAAUGAAAAGAAUGGAAACAUUUCUUUAGAGUGACCCCUUUAGUUUUACCAGAUUGGACAUGUCAAGGCCUCACAGUAAUGUGUCACCACAGACCUAAGAUGAUAAAAUUCUCAUAUGAACACUAAGUGACUGUCUCUCACCACAGGCUUUCAAAGGUUAGAUAUUUAAAGCUCCUGUAAGAUUAUUUAUGAAGUAUUGUUUUAUUCAGGAUGAUCUGAUCAGCUGAUCCCACCAAAGAAUGUUAAUGUUCCUUUUCGUGGAAUCAUAAUGUGCUUUCUGUCCUUUAUUAUUUCAGAAUAUCAGAAGAUCAAAGCAUAUCAUUGAAAUCAGUUGAAUACUUUCUCAAACACUUCGGGCUGUUAAUAUACACACUGUUUGAUGCUGGUCUUUGGAGCUACAUAUAGAAUGUUAACAUUGCUAAAAUGAUCAACUUUCCCAGCCUGUGUCACAUACUUAAUUAUUAAAUAUGUUUCAUGCUGUCAGUGAUGACACUGCAAUAUUUGGGUGUUCUUUUGCACUGCUCUUCAACAUUCUAUCCUUUUUCAGGUUAUCUAUACCCUGCUAUUGAGCUUUGAAAG